CCCCUAACUCCAUUUACUUGCUGCCGCCUGUUCUGAAGUCAGGCUCGCCGACUCAACCUGGCUAUUGGAACGAUUGGCGCACUCAUUAUCUUUCACUCUUUGUAUACCCAUGGGACCUCCAACCAACCCGCCUUCUUAUAUACCUCUCACCUCUACACGUGAAGAUCACUCCAGCACAUUACCUUCGCCACCAUUAUCACGAUCCUCCAAUGACUCUGAAGAAGAAUUGCGCGCGUUAGAGAUGUCGGAGGGCCUUGCCGAGAGUGGCCAGCGAGGGCGAGGACGGUCUUACUCCAUGUCUGGUUUCGCAUUCGAAGACGGUCUCUUACCACUUACUGCAAGUGAGGCAGAACCGGAGGAGGUGAGGACCCUGAGCGGCGAGAAGAAGGAUAUCAGUCUCUUGAACGCCAUUGCCCUCUGUGUGGGCCUACAGAUUGGAUCCGGUAUCUUCUCUUCUCCAGGAGUGGUGGUGGCGAACACACACAGCGUCGGCGCUAGUCUGAUUGUCUGGUUGUUGUCUGGAUUACUUGGCUGGACAGGGGCCAGUAGCUUUGCAGAGUUAGGCUCUGCCAUUCCCCUCAAUGGUGGUGCUCAGGCAUAUCUUGCUUACGCCUAUGGUCCACUGGUCUCAUAUUUAUUCGCGUGGACAGCAAUCGCGGCCCUAAAACCAGGUUCCAACGCCGUGAUUAGUCUGAUAUUCGCCGAGUAUCUGAAUAGACUGUUUUGGCAUGCGACGAAGAGCGAUGUGGCACCGGAUGCCAUUCCUCAAUGGGCCAUACAAAUAACCGCCAUCGUUUCUGUCAUCGUAGUGACUCUUGUCUGUGUUGCCACACGUAGUUUGGGCACUCGGACGGCUGUAGUAUUUACGACUGUAAAGAUCAUCGCACUAAUAUCUGUCACUGUGCUUGGCCUCAUUCAAUUAAUCCGCGGAAAAGCCUCAACUUCUCUCACCACCAAUAUGUUUGAAGGGUCGAGUACGAACCCGUCCUCGUACGCCUUGGCAUUGUACUCAGGCUUGUGGUCAUUCGAUGGGUGGGAUCAAGCCAAUUACGUCGGAGGAGAGAUGAAGAAUCCGGAGAAGAAUAUCCCUAGAACUAUACACUCCAGCAUGUUAAUCGUCACGGUUUUAUUUCUUUUGGCAAAUGUAUCAUAUUUCGUGGUCCUGGAUAAAGAUACCGUAGGACUCAGUAAUACCGUUGCUCUCGACUUUGGGAGAGCACUUUUCGGACCUCUUGGUGGAUCGCUUUUUGCUCUCAUGGUUUCGUUUUCAGCAGCGGGAGCCUUGAAUAGUUCAUUUUUUACUUCGGGUAGAAUCAUCUGCGCUGCCGGUCGAGAAGGAUAUCUUCCUGCAGUCUUUGGCAAGCUUCACAAAACACGGGGGACACCUCUGAACGCCAUGCUUCUCCAUGCUGCUAUCACGAUCCUGUUCAUCCUGCUCGGUGGCGGGUUUAGAUCUCUGAUCAACUUCGCCGUCGUAGCAUCUUGGGCAUUCUACUUUCUCACUGUAUUGGGUUUGGUGAUCCUGCGCAUCAAGGAACCAGGGCUGGAAAGACCCUACAGGUGCUUCAUUACAACGCCUCUGAUAUUCUGUGCCGUUGCUCUCUUCUUGCUAUGCAUGCCGAUUAUCGCAGCACCUUUAGAGGCUAUGGCCGUUCUCGGUUUCGUCUUGGUUGGUGUACCCAUAUACUACAUCACUCAACGGGCAGGGAGUAUAACACUUCCCCGACAGCUUUCAUUCUUGUCCUCCUGGAUCGAUCGCGUUCGAGGCCGACCAAGAACUGCACCGGGAUUCGGAUGGGAAGCGGUGGCUACUGAGCAUCCGGACGGUCAGUAGUUAUGUAGAGGAUGCGUGGGCCGAUGCGGUGUCUCGUUGUAGGAUGGCAGCUCCUGAGUUCAUUCAGAACUGAGCUAUCUGAUUCGUCCGUGCAAUGUACAGGGGUUACCUACCCACUGUCACCAUAAC
Molecule: messenger RNA, 1963 nt
Organism: Stereum hirsutum FP-91666 SS1
Lineage: Eukaryota; Fungi; Basidiomycota; Agaricomycetes; Russulales; Stereaceae
Product: L-methionine transporter
Exons: 17
Coding region: 110-1834 (574 amino acids)
Biological process (GO): amino acid transmembrane transport
Cellular component (GO): membrane
Molecular function (GO): L-amino acid transmembrane transporter activity
Source: RefSeq, a predicted model, not a curated record